AUGUCUGACGAUGAAAAAAAAAAUAUUACGAAAGAAGAUAAAAGCAUUUAUUAUGCAAAAAUAGCCAGUGCAGUAUUUUAUGGAUUAUCAUCAUUUCUAAUUACUGUAGUUAACAAACGAGUUCUAACAUCCUACGAAUUUCCGUCAUUUUUAGUGCUAUCACUUGGACAAAUUAUUGCAACUGUCGUAGUUUUAUAUAGUGGCAAAAAAUUAAGAAUUGUGACAUUCCCAAAAUACUCAAAUAAUAUUAUUAAGGAAAUCUUUCCAUUGCCGUUAAUUUAUUUGGCUAAUAUGAUUUUUGGAUUGGGUGGAACAAAAGCUUUAAGUUUACCAAUGUUCGCUGCACUUCGACGUUUCUCAAUUCUAAUGACAAUGCUACUAGAAUUUUACAUAUUGAAGACACGUCCAACAACAGCAGUUCAGUUGAGUGUGUAUGGAAUGGUAGGAGGUGCCCUGUUGGCAGCAUCUUAUGAUUUGUCUUUCAAUCUUAAAGGCUACACUUUCAUUAUGAUAACCAAUGCAUCAACAGCAUUGAAUGGUGUUUUUGUCAAGAAGAAGUUGAGUGGAUCUGAUUUGGGCACUUACGGUUUGAUGUUCUAUAAUUGUUUGAUGAUGUUAGUACCAGCCUUCAUUUUAACAUGGAUCCUUGGCGAUCUGGAGAAGGCCUUGAAUUACAAUGAGUGGUCGAAUCCACUCUUCGUAAUACAAUUCAUACUUUCCUGCAUCAUGGGAUUCAUUCUCAAUUACAGCAUAGUACUUUGUACACAACAUAAUUCGGCCUUAACCACCACAAUUAUUGGAUGCCUUAAAAACGUCAGCAUAACUUACAUUGGGAUGUUUAUAGGAGGUGACUACGUCUUUUCAUGGUUCAACUGCAUUGGAAUCAACAUCAGUGUUUUGGCCAGCUUAGCAUACACCUACGUGACUUUUGGAAAAAAGAAACCACAACAAGCACAGGAUGAAGAAGAAAAUGAAGAAUUACUGCAAAGUGGAAAAAUCGAAAAAGUGUAA
Messenger RNA from Clunio marinus, 1011 nucleotides. Lineage: Eukaryota; Metazoa; Arthropoda; Insecta; Diptera; Chironomidae. The record is from the annotation of a GenBank genome assembly.